Messenger RNA from Styela clava, 895 nucleotides. RefSeq lists its product as uncharacterized. NCBI's taxonomy places the organism in Eukaryota, Metazoa, Chordata, Ascidiacea, Stolidobranchia, Styelidae. The record is from RefSeq and is a predicted model, not a curated record.
ACACCUUUUCUAAUCCAAAUAUUCCAUCAGAUUGCGCGCAAAUGCAAUUAUUUAUAACAUAAUUCUCUUGGAAGGUAGUGUGGAAUAAAGAACUGCAAUACAAUGGUUGGACAAUCCAUGGAAGAAUAUGACGAGCUUCAGGCUCAGUACGAGUAUGAGCAAUAUGUUUGGAGACGUCGAAAGGUUGUUUGUUUUUCAAUGUUUAUCAUUGUAUAUCUGGCCUUGAUUGUUACAACGACCACAAUUGCUGGCUUCAAUAGGGAAACUGUAACGCUCAUGGGUGUUGGAUUGGCUCUUGUGUUCAUAGUUGUAUUUUUCUGUACCGUCGCUUAUAUACAUGUACACAACUUAACGUGCAAUAUCUUUGAAAGAGCCAGCAUUUGUUACAAAAGACUAAAAUCAUUUUGUCAGAAUUUGAAAUCCAAAGUGGACGAAAAAAUGAUUUGGCGAAGUACUAUAAGUUCGGAAACAACAUUGGACUAUGACGAAAUAAAUUCGAAUAACGCUGGAACUGAAUUUGCGUCACACCAAUCGGGAAAAGAUGGCGAAGACGAGUCCACACCCCUACUUUUUAUUCGCUCGUAUUGACGAAUGAAACAAAAACUUAUAAAUCAGACAAUAAUUUGAAAAAGUAAACAAAGUUUUUGGGGACGAAGCUUUUAAUUUAUAUUUUCAAUUAAUUUCAUGUCACGUAUUCUAAAAUAUAUACAUGUAUAUAUAAAGGCCAGGAUUACAAGGUAAAACGUUUAUUCGGAAAACUCUUACUUAGAAGAGUAUAUGCUUAUAGUUUCAAAAUUUAUUUUAAAAUAUCUUGAUAACUGGGUCCCAAGACCAAUAUAGGUGUUGUCGCAAUAUUAAACAAUAGAUCGGUUUAUAAAUUACGAGGCAACUUUGG